This is a messenger RNA of Hymenoscyphus albidus, 2022 nucleotides long. NCBI's taxonomy places the organism in Eukaryota, Fungi, Ascomycota, Leotiomycetes, Helotiales, Helotiaceae. The record is from the annotation of a GenBank genome assembly.
AUGUCGUUGGCCAACUUUCAAACUGGAUACGACGGGGCGGCUAUUGGCGGGUUCCAAGCCAUGGUCGGAUUCCUAAAAGUCUACGGAUUUCGAGACCCCAAAACGAGGAACGGCUGGAAUAUCGCGACGUCAACCCAACAACUGAUGACCAGUUUCCUUAGUGUUGGAAGUGUCAUGGGAGUUCUUCUCACUCCAGCAUUUGGAAGACGAUUUGGACGAAGACCCGCAGUAUGGAUUGCAUGCGCUGUUACCUUUCUUGCAGCUGCUCUGCAAUUGGCAACAACUACCCUUGCUGGACUAUAUAUUGGUCGGAUUCUUUUGGGACUCUCGAAUGGCUUUCUUGGUGCCUUUUCGAAUAGUUAUAUAACUGAGUCGAGGCCGGUAAUCCACCACUUUACUUACCCCAAGCAUGGUCCAAAAUGGCGUUGUUUCCAGAAGUCACUUUGUGGAAUAUGGAGUAGAAGGAGACCAACAGACAGAAAUGCAGCCCUGCAAGCGCGAGCCCUAUUACAGUCAUCCGUACAGUCCAAAUUCAUAAGGCGAUACUCUGCUCUAAAUACCCGAGGUAUCGCAUUAAUUAUGAAGCUUGAAAAAGGGUAACGAUAUUCGAAUACUCUAAUUCUUCAUGAUCAAUUUGGUUGCUCCAACUCUUCCAGUAUUCAUGGUAUACUGUAAACGACAAUAGGGACACGAUGAGUUUUUACGAUUCCUACAACGCAAAAGUCUUUCAGAAAUGCCCUAGUAUCUUUCCAUACAGCUACUAAUAAAUUUCAAUAGGCUCACUUACGAGGCAGUCUUGUGUCAUUUUUCGGAGUCUGGGUAACCUUUGGCGCUCUAACUGCCGCAAUAAUCGACAAUUACACCAAAGAGUACAAAUCAAAGUUAUGCUACCAAAUCCCUCUAGCUUUGUUUUAUGUAGUUCCCACAUUUUUAUCGAUUCUGCUUAUAUUCGUUCCGGAAUCACCUCGCUGGCUCCUCGUCCAGAACCGACCGGACGAAGCUCGAAAGUCGCUUGAGCGUCUUAGGGGUAAUUCGCUUGCCCCAGCGCUACUAGAAGAAGAGUUCUUAGAGAUGCAAAGAGGGAUUGGGGUGGAGCGAAAACUAGCGCAAGGACGACAGUUCUCUGAUAUGUUCAAAGGAGUGGAUUUGCGAAGGAGUACGUUAUGUUUGGCGGCCUGUGCCGCGCAUGCUGCCUCCGGAAUUUGGUUCAUUAUUUCAUAUGGUACUUUCUUCUUUCAGGUGAUUGGUUACAAAAACCCCUUCCUGGCGUCCAUAUAUACGAAGCUUGGAAGCAUGAUAGGUGCAAUGAUUGGCAUAUAUAUUUGUUUGAAGUGGAUGGGCCGCCGCCCGAUGAUCAUCUUGGGACAUGUUAUGGGAGCAUUCUUCAUGCUUGCUUUAGCAGUCUCGAGCUCGGUGGCAACAAAUACCGAAGCAGUAGCGACCUCAGCUGUUGCUUGUACGGUAUUGUUUAGUUUCUUCUAUCACGGUUUGUCGGGUGCUUUGAGUUACGCACUACUGAACGAAAUUGUUUCGUCUCGUCUACGGGACACAACCAUCGGAUUUAGUUGGGCAAUUACCCACGUUCUUAUCUGUAGGUUUUCUAAGUUCGCCAUAAUUACUGAAUUUUUCUUAAUUUUACUAAGGGCUCAUUAAUUCACGACCCCAUACUUCAUCAAUACAAAUGAGCUGAACGUAGGCCCAAAAUACGGCUAUGUCUGGCUGUCUCCGAUACUAUUACUGCUAGUAAGUAAUUACCAAGACAAUUCAUGUAAUCAGUCCAACUAACAACUGUUAGUAUGGUUCUUUUUCUCCCUUCCAGAAGUGAAAGGUCGCACGCUUGAGGAAAUCGAUGAGUUGUUCCAAAAUCGUGUUUCCGUGCGGGAUUUCCCAAAAUACGAAUGCGCUUCUUCAACGGAAGCCAGGGAGGCUGUUAUUGGUGAAACCCCUGAAGACUACGAUGCUUCGCGAACAUAUUCACUGAAGGAACUUAGUACCCCUCGCGUAGAGUCAUUCAAAGUUUGA